Molecule: messenger RNA, 11015 nt
Organism: Oncorhynchus masou masou (cherry salmon)
Lineage: Eukaryota; Metazoa; Chordata; Actinopteri; Salmoniformes; Salmonidae
Product: protein orai-2-like
Exons: 4
Coding region: 1925-2803 (292 amino acids)
Biological process (GO): store-operated calcium entry
Cellular component (GO): membrane
Molecular function (GO): store-operated calcium channel activity
Source: RefSeq, a predicted model, not a curated record
CAUUGUUUUAUAUGGCUCCACUUUGUAGCCAUAUUCUCUUAAUGGAAUGCAGAUGUCACGUGACCAGAAUGCUCCGUACGGUGAAGGAAAAAUAGCAGUGAAGUCUCUCAGCAAGGGGUUCAUCACCCUUUAAUAUUCACCGAAGUACGUCAAGGUUUGUGGUUGCAUUAAAAGGUCAAAUGACGUCUUGGCAAAAACGUCAAUCGUGUAGCUGUCUACUGAGCUUGCCCAUAACAUCGCCAACGCGAUGCUAGCCAAAGUGCCAGGAAGUCGCAUCGUCUUCUAUUUUCUAAGUAGCCGUAGCGAAAAUUUGGAUUGAUGGAUGCCGAAAUGACUAAGGAAUUAAACAUUUUAUGAUGACAUAAAUGGCACUUAUUUUCUAGCUAGCUGACAUUCCACGCUUGGUUAUUGUUUACUAACCAGGCAACGUUAGCCAUCUUGUUAACUAAAGUAAGCGUGAGAUAUUUACCUAGCCUGCUGGAUAAAAAAAAAUGUUAUCUCCUACGUUGCACAAGGCUGUCGAUUGCGAUACAUUCAUACGUUUUUCUUAGAAACAUUGACAUUUUAAUUUAAAAAACUUUCUUGACCGAGGGAUGCGAAUGAGCUUCUGUAAUCGCUCAAACUAUAUUCUCAGUGACAUUGUGACAAGUAGAACGCUAGCCAGUGACGUCAUUUGUCAAGAUCGUAAUGCAGGAUCCCUGAGUAUCACGCACAAAAUUAAUUAGCUAUUCAUAAUUUGACCAAGUUGUAAAUACUUUACCGACGUAGGCAUCAAGGUCGUAUCCGGUUGAAUUUCCCUGACCAGAAUGUAGCCAUAUCUACACAAACUUAAACGCUACAUGUCUCAAGUUUUGCGGUAGCGAGCAAUUGGCAUGCUAACUGCAUGAAUGUCUACCAUAUAAUUUAAUGUUAAUUUGUCUUCCAUAAACUGCCUCGUUUUAGAGAAUUCGGCAGUUCGUCCAACCGGAAUUACAACCACGAGUAACCACGCCAGCCCAGGAGUUCCACACAUCGGGCUGCUUAACCCGUGGGAUCGUCUGAGACCAGCCACCUGGACAGCUGAUGAAACUGGGUUUGCACAACCGAAGAAUUUCUGUUAAACUCUCAGGGAAGCUUAUUUGCAUGCUCGUCGGGCGAACCAGGGUCUUGACCUGACUGCAGUUCGGCUUUGUAAACUACUUCAGUGGACAAAUGCUCACCUUCGAUGGCCACUGGCAAGCUGGACAUGUGCACUCUUCAAGAAUGAAUCACGGUUUCAACUUUACCAGGCAGAUGGCAGACAGCCUGUAUGGUGUCGUGUGGGUAAGCGGUUUGCUGGUGUCAACGUUGUGAACAGGGCCCCAUGGUGGGGUUAUGGUAUGGGUAUAGGCAUAAGCUACAGACAAUUUACGCAAUUUGAAUGCACAGAGCUACCAUGACGAGAGCCUAAGGCCCAUUGUCAUGCCAUUCAUCCACCACCAUCACCUCUUGUUUCAACAUGCAACAUGGGGCCAUGCAUUGUCAAUGCCCUGUACACAAUUCCUGGAAGCUGAAAAUGUCCCAGUUCGUACAUGGCCUGCAUACACACCAAACAUGUCACUCGUUGAGCACGUUUGGGAUGCACUGGAUCAACGUCUACGAUAGUGCAUUCCAGUUUCCACCAUUAUCCAGCAAGGUCACACAGCCAUUAAAGAGGAGUGGGACAACAUUACACAAGCCAGAUCAUCUCUGUACAAAGGAAAUGUGUCAUGCUGCACGUGGUCACCAGAGACUGACUGGUUUUCUGAUCUACACCCCAACCUAUUUUUUUUUUUAAAGGAUGUAACCCGGGCACUUGGAUGAAACCCGGGCACUUGUUGCUACAGCUGGUAUUAUGGCACAAUCAAUACUUUCAAGCAUUCACUGCUAAGUGUUAAUUUUAUUUGCUUUCAACUGGAGAUAGGUGAUGAAAGCCACUCAUAAAACAAGAGAAGCCCAGCCAUUUGCCAUGAGCAGUGAGCUUAACGUGCCCAUGGGCUCCCCAGCUCCGGGGGGCUUUGAGCGGAUGCCGGAGGGUGGAGGGAUGGACUACAGGGACUGGGUGCGCCGCAGCUACCUGGAGCUGGUCACCUCCAACCACCACUCUGUGCAGGCGCUGUCUUGGAGGAAGCUCUACUUGAGCCGGGCCAAACUGAAAGCCUCCAGCCGCACCUCUGCCUUGCUCUCUGGCUUCGCUAUGGUGGCAAUGGUGGAGGUCCAGUUGGAGAUCCAGUACAACUACCCACGAAUGCUCCUCAUUGCCUUUAGCGUUUGUACUACGGUGCUGGUGGCUGUGCACCUGCUCGCCCUGCUCAUCAGCACCUGCAUCCUACCCAACGUGGAGGCAGUCAGCAAUAUCCACAACCUCAACUCAGUCAGCGAGUCACCCCAUGAGCGCAUGCACCACUACAUCGAGCUGGCCUGGGGCUUCUCCACUGCCCUGGGCAUCCUGCUUUUCCUGGCAGAGGUAGUGCUGCUCUGCUGGAUCAAGUUCCUGCCCGUGGACUCUAGUUCCGCCAACCAGGUGGCGGUGGCUGCAGCAGAGCUGGCACUAUCCAAGCUGAACUGUAGUGGCCCCGCCCUGCCACCCAAGCCCACCCCUCUGCCAGGGCACAGUGGCUGGCAGGCAGCCCUGGCCUCCACCAUCAUUAUGGUGCCGGUGGGGGUUAUUUUUGUGGUAUUCACCAUCCACUUCUACCGCUCGCUGGUGAGCCACAAGACAGAGCGCCACCACCAGGAGAUCGAGGAACUGCACAAAAUUAAGGUGCUGCUGGACGGGUGCGAGAGAGGCCUACAGACAGUGUGAUUUCUUUAGCUCUUCUCUCUAUGCUCUUCCUGUCCACUGUCAAUGCCUUCUCACAUUGUUGAGAAGCACCAAAAUUCCACUGAAUAAGUGGGAGGAUUAAGGAUUUCCUUAUCCCCUAUUUAUCAAGCACCCUUUCCUAUUCAGCCUCUAGCCUGUUCAUUGUUAAUGUCUUCCUUAAAGAUUUUUUUGGCAGAGAGCCCCAAAACUCCACUUAAUAUGUGGGAAGUUUAAGGAAUUCUCAGCUCUACUAAAUUAUGGUGGUCAAAGUUCAUAAUAUGUUUGUUUGAUUUGGAAAAUAGUAUCUUGUCUCUGAGCUGUAUAGAUUAUAUUUUUAAAGAUUAUUUUAAAGGGCUAUUUUGUUAGUAGUUUUGUUUCAUCUCCACAUUUCAUUAAGGAAGUGGUGUCAACCCUCACAUGUGCUUAACUUGUUCUCACAAGGCUGUUAUUGAUGUCAGGCUAUGAUCAACACUGAGACCAGAGUUGUAAGCAGAUGCAGAAGCAGGUGGAAACAAAAGUCCAUUUAUUUUUGAAGGUGUUCAUGCUGCACCAAACAGUGUGUAAUGUACACUGAACAAAAACUAUAAACACAACAUGCAACAAUUUCAAAGUUACAAUUCAUGAAAGGAAAUCAGUCAAUUGAAAUAAAUUCGUUAGGCCCAAAUCUAUGGAUUUCACAUGACUGGGAAUACGGAGAUGCAUCUGUUGGUCACAUACGCAUAGAGUUGAUCGGGCUGUUGAUUGUUGCCUGUGUAAUGUUGUCUCACUCUUAGAUGGCUGUGCGAAGUUACUGGAGCACAAUCUUAUACGUCGAUCCAUAGCAUUCCGAACAUGCUCAAUGGGUGACAUGUCUGAGUAUGUAGGCUAAGGAAGAGCUGGGACAUUUUCAGCAUCCAGGAAUUGUGCACAGGUCCUUGUGGCAUGGAGCCAUGCAUUAUCAUGCUGAAACAUGAGGUGAUGGCGGCAAAUUAAUGGCAAGACAAUGGGCCUCAGGAUCUCGUCACAGUAUCUCUGUGCAUUGAAAUUGCCAUUGAUAAAAUGCAGUUGUGUUCGACGUCUGUAGUUAAUGCCUACCCAUACCAUAACCCCACCUCCACCAUGGGGCUCUAUUCACAACGUUGACAUAAGCAAACCGCUUGCCCACAUGAUGCCGUACACAGUCUGCCAUCUGCCAGGUCAGAGUUGAAACUAGGAUUCAUCCGUGAAGAGCACACUUCUCCAGUGGCCAUCGGAAGUGAGCAUUUGCUCACGACGCAGAACUGCCGUCAGGUCAAGACCCUGGUGAGGACGACGAACACGCAGAUGAGCUUCCCUAAGACGGUUUUUGCAGAAAUUCUUAGGUUGUGCAGCUGUCCGGGUGGCUGGUCUCAGACGAUCCCGCCGGUGAAGAAGCCAGAUUUGGAGGUCCUGGGCUGGCGUGGUUACGUGGUCUGCGGUUGUGAGGCUGGUUGAAUGUACUGCCAAAUUCUCUAAAACUACGUUGGAGGCGGCUUAUUGUAGGGAAAUGAACAUAACAUUUUCUGGCAACAGCUCUGGGGGACAUUCUUGCAGUCAAGCAUGCCAAUUGCAUGCUCCCUCAACUUGAGACAUUGUGGCAUUGUGUGAAAAAACUGCACAUUUUAGAAUGGCCUUUAUUGUCCCCGGCACAAGGUGCACCUGUGUAAUGACCAUGCUGUUUAAUAUGCUUCUUGACAUGCCACACCUGUCAGGUGGCUGGAUUAAUUUGGCAAAGGAGAAAUGCUCACUAACAGGGAUGUUAACAAAUUUGUGCACACAAUUUGAGAUGUUUUUUUUGUGUUGUAUGGAACAGUUCUGUGAUCUUUAAUUUCAGCUCAUGAAACAUGGGACCAACACUUAUGUUGCGUUUAUAUUUUUGUUCAGUCUAUUUGAAAGUGAAGAAUCUUAUUUGGGAUGGGGGGCUGCUCUAUACUCCAGCAUUUUGGAUUUGAGAUCAAAUGUUUCAUGAGACUACAGAAUGUCUGUCACCUUUUAUUGGAGGGUAUUUUCAUAUCGUUUUUACUGUUUUAGAAAUGAAAGCACGGUAUCUAUUCCCCCCAUUUAUGAAAAAGUCAAGUAUUUGGACAAAUUCACUUAAUACACUAAGUUUAGUAUUUUGUCUCAUAUUCCUACUCAAUGAUACCAUCACGCUUGUGACUACAAACUUGUUGGAUACAUUUGUAGUUUUGAUUUAGUUGUGUUUUCGAUUGUUUUGCCCAAUAGGAACUGAAUAAUGUAUUUUCAUUUUGGAGUGACCUUUUUUUAUUGUAAAUAACAAUAGGUGUUUCUGAACACUUUUUACAUUAACGUGGAUGCUACUAUGAUACGGAUCAUAACGAUGACUAUACAUGUUAGCAUGUUUUGUUGUAGCCUCUGAACGGUAUUUCACUUGUCAUUAUUCACAAUUCUUAAUCAGGGCAUUAUCAGGAUUAAUAUAGAUUUGUUCAAAAACAUCUUACUGUAUCUACUCACUUAGGAACUGAAUGAUGACUUGAAUUUCUUUCUAUUGGUCAAAACAACCCACAACCCACACAAAACAAAUCACAAACUUGAUGUAGUCAUUGUGUGCUAGGAUUAUAGGAUCAAAACUAAACUUUUGACUACUUUAAUACACUAAGUAAAUUUGCCUAAUAUACUUAGGACUUCUUAAAAUGCGGAGACUAGAUACAUCAAGUGCUUUCAUUUAUUUCUGAACAGUAAAACAUGUAUGAAGAUUCACCUUUUAUUUAAGGGUCAUUCUGUGCUGUCACCUCACAUUAAACAUUUGAUCUCAAAUCCAAAAUGCUGGAGUAUAGAGCCAAAUGUUAGCUUCACUGUCCAAAUACAUACGGAGGGGAGUGUAUCGCCGUAGGUGACAGUAAUGGGAGCACAUGCUGUGUGUGCAGACAUGCUUUGGGGAGAAUGUUAAUUUAAACUGCAUUAUAAUUCGUAUUUUAAAGAAAGCCCACCCAGGCCUAUAAACUGUACGUCAGUUCUUAGGCUACUCUAUGGUGUCAAAGAUAGUGCCUCAGCGUAUAAUCUCAUGAGUUAAGUUAGUUUUAUUUUAUUUUUUAUUUAACUAGGCAAGUCAGUUAAGAACAAAUUCUUAUUUACAAUGAUGGCCUACUAAAAGGCCUCCUGCGGGGGAUGCGAUUUUUUUUUUUUAUAUAUACCACACACACAGUGGGGCAAAAAAAGUAUUUCGUAAGCCACCAAUUGUGCAAGUUCUCCCACUUAAAAAGAUGAGGCCUGUAAUUUUCAUCAUAGGUACACAACUAUGACAGACAAAAUUAGAUUUUUUUUUCUCCAGAAAAUCACACUAGAUUUAAUGAAUUUAUUUGCAAAUUAUGGUGGAAAAUAAGUAUUUGGUCACCUACAAACAAGCAAGAUUUCUGGCUGUCACAGACCUGUAACAACUUCUUUGAUUAGAGGCUCCUCUGUCCUCCACUCAUUAUCUGUAUUAAUGGCACCUGUUUGAACUUGUUAUCAGUAUAAAAGACACCUGUCCACAACCUCACAGUCACACUCCAAACUCCACUAUGGCCAAGACCAAAGAGCUGUCAAUGGACACCAGAAACAAAAUUGUAGACCUGCACCAGGCUGGGAAGACUGAAUCUGCAAUAGGUAAGCAGCUUGGUUUGAAGAAUUCAACUGCGGGAGCAAUUAUUAGGAAAUGGAAGACAUACAAGACCACUGAUAAUCUCCCUCGAUCUGGGGCUCCACGCAAGAUCUCACGCCGUGGGGUCAAAAUGAUCACAAGAACGGUGAGAAAAAAUCCCAGAACCACACGGGGGGGACCUAGUGAAUGACCUGCAGAGAGCUCGGACCAAAGUAACAAAGCCUACCAUCAGUAACACACUACGCCGCCAGGGACUCAAAUCCUGCAGUGCCAGACGUGUCCCCCUGCUUAAGCCAGUACAUGUCCAGGCCAGUCUGAAGUUUGCUAGAGAGCAUUUGGAUGAUCCAGAAGAAGAUUGGGAGAAUGUCAUAUGGUCAGAUGAAACCAAAAUAGAACUUUUUGGUAAAAACUCAACUCCUCGUGUUUGGAGGACAAAGAAUGCUGAGUUGCAUCCAAAGAACACCAUACCUAAAGGGGAGGAUUGGGGGUGGAAACAUCAUGCUUUGGGUCUGUUUUUCUGCAAAGGGACCAGGACGACUGAUCCGUGUAAAGGAAAGAAUGAAUGGGGCCAUGUAUCGUGAGAUUUUGAGUGAAAACCUCCUUCCAUCAGCAAGAGCAUUGAAGAUGAAACGUGGCUGGGUCUUUCAGCAUGACAAUGAUCCCAAACACACCGCCCGGGCAAUGGAGUGGCUUCGUAAGAAGCAUUUCAAGUUCUUGGAGUGGCCUAGCUAGUCUCCAGAUCGCAACCCCAUAGAACAUUUUUGGAGGGAGUUGAAAGUCUGUGUUGCCCAGCAACAGCCCCAAAACACCACUGCUCUAGAGGAGACCUGCAUGGAGGAAUGGGCCAAAAUACCAGCAACCGUGUGUGAAAACUUUGUGAAGACUUACAGAAAACGUUUGACCUCUGUCAUUGCCAACAAAGGGUAUAUAAAAGUAUGGAGAAACUUUUGUUAUUGACCAAAUAAUUAUUUUCCACCAUAAUUUGCAAAUAAAUUCAUUGAAAACCCUACAAUGUGAUUUUCUGGAUUUUUUCCUUCUCAUUUUGUCUGUCAUAGUUGAAGUGUACCUAUGAUAAAUUACAGGCCUCAUCUUUUUAAGUGGGAGAACUUGCACAAUUGGUGGCUGACUAAAUACUUAUUUGCCCCACUGUAUAUAGGACAAAACGCAUCACGACGAGACAACACUACAUUUUAUAUUUUAAUUUAAUUUUUUACCUUUAACUAGGCAAGUCAGUUAAGAACAAAUUCUUAUUUUCAAUGAUGGCCUAGGAACAGUGGGUUAACUGCCUGUUCAGGGGCAGAAAGACAGAUUUUUUUACCUUGUCAGCUCGGGGAUUUGAACUUGCAACCUUCCGGUUACUUGUCCAACACUCUAACCACUAGGGUAGCAUAAAGAGAGACAACAACAUAGCAAGGCAGCAACAGAUGACAACACAACAUGACGACAACAACAUGGUAAAGACAUUAUUGGGCACAGACAACGGCACAAAGGGCAAGAAUGUAGAGACAACAAUACACCACGCAAAGCAGCCACAACUGUCAGUAAGAGUGUCCAUGAUUGAGUCUUUGAAUGAAGAGAUUGUGAUAAAACUGUCCAGUUUGAGUGUGUAUUGCAGCUUGUUCCAUUCAAUAGCUGCAGCGAACUAAAAAGAGGGACCCAGGGAUGUGUGUGCUUUGGGGACCUUCAACAGAAUGUGACUGGCAGAACAGGUGUUGUAUGUGGAGGAUGAGGGCUGCAGUAGAUCUCAGAUAGGGGGGAGUGAGGCCGAAGAGGGUUUCAUAAAUAAGGAUCAACCAGUGGGUCUUGUGACGGGUAUACAGAGAUGACCAGUUUACAGAGGAGUAUAGAGUGCAGUGAUGUGUCCUAUAAGGAGCAUUGGUGGCAAAUCUGAUGGCCGAAUUGUAAAGAACAUCUAGCCACUGUUGGGGAAUAAUCAGAAUUGGUGGGUAACAUAGAUAAGAUGUUUUAUAUUCAUGAUAUGUUUAUGAGUUAUUUCUCAUAAGAAUGUAUUUUGUUGUACUAUAGUGGUGGCCAUUGGCAGUUAUCUGUUCUAUGUCAAGACUAAGUUGCAUGGGCCGCAGAGAGGGGAGAGGUCAAGGUGUCAUCAUGUGUAAACAUAUCUUUUGCUCCACUGCGUCUGUGUGCCAGUCACUCCCUACUUUUCCCAUCGGGGAGAGGAGGAUGGCAGUGUCUGGAAUCAUUCUAUGCUCCCCGUGAGUUUGUCUAGGAUUGGUUUUAUUUAGAAUUGGAUAGAAUUUGAUAUAUGCCUGUUGAUAUGGAGGGUUGGUUUAUGGUUCUGGGUUUGAGUAAGGAGACAAAGCUGAACGAUUUAUUAUAUCUAUGCUGUCUGACUAUGUGUGUUCUUUGCUAUUAAAGGAUCUCAGUUGCAAGGUGUAAGGGGCUCUCAGAGAAUUCAUUGAUAGACACUGAAUUGAUCUGAGAGUCACAGGGUUGUGAUAGAGCUCAUAUAAUUAAAGAUGGACUUUGAUAACGAACUCUGACUUGUGGAAAUUUCCUCUAUUUACCAAAUCAUGGGAGCAAACCACACACGACACCACUCGAGAGCACCCUUACCUGCCGAUCUAUAGAUGUCUCCGUAAUCUAGCGUGGCUUGGAUGGUUAUCUGAAUCAGGGUUAGUUUGGCAGCUGGGGUGAAAGGAGUGAUUACGAUACAGGAAACCAAGUCUAGAUUUAACUUUAGCUUGCAGCUUUGAUAUGUGCUGAGAGGACAGUGUACCGUCUAGCCAUACUCCCAAGUACUUGUAUGAGGUGACUACCUCAAGCUCUAAACCCUCAGAGGUAGUAAUCACAUCUGUGGGGAGAGGGGCAUUCUUCUUAUCAAACCAUAUGACCUAUGUUUUGGAGGUGUUCAGAACAAGGUUAAGGGUAGAGAAAGCUUGUUGGACACUAAGAAAGCUUUGUUGUGGAGCAUUUAACACAACCUGGGGAAGAGCCAGCUGAGUAUGACUAUCAUCUGCAUAUAAAUGUAAUAGAGCGCUUCCUGCGGCCUGAGCUAUGUUGUUGAUGUAAAUUGAGAAGAACGUGCGGCCUAGGAUUGAGCCUUGGGGCACUCCCUUGGUGACAGGCAGUGGCUGAGACAGCAGAUGUUCUGACUUUAAAGACAGCACUCUUGAGAGAGGUAGUUAGCAAACCAGGCCAAAGACACUAAUACUUCUUAGCCGGCCCACAAGAAUGGAAUGGUCUACCAUACCAAAAGCUUUGGCCAAGUCAAUAAAAAUAGCAGCAGAACAUUGCUUAGAAUCAAGGGCAAUGGUGACGACAUUGAGGACCUUUAAGGUUGCAGUGACACAUCCAUAACCUGAGCGGAAACCAGAUUGCAUACCAGAGAGAAUACUAUAGACAUCAAGAAAGCCAGUCAGUUGAUUGACAAGUUUUUCCAAAACUUUUGAUAAACGGGGCAAAAUAGAAUUAGGCCAAGAUCUCCCCCUUUUAAAUAAAGUACAAACCGUGGCUACCUUCCCAGAAAGGAGAGAGGCUUGGCGAUGAUAGGGGCAGCAACCUUGAAGAAGAAAGGGUUUAAACCAUCUGACCCAGAUGUUUUUUUGGGGUCAAGUUUCAGAAGGUCCUUUAGCACCUCAGACUCAGUGACUGCCUGCAAGGAUAAACUUUGUAGCGGGGCAGGGGAAAAAGAGGGAGAAACAUUGGGGAUAGUCACAUUGGAAGGGGUGGGAGAUGAGGAAAUGUCGGCCGGGCAAAGAGGCAUGGUGAGUCAAAUAGGAAUUCUGGCUUAAUGAAGUGGUGAUUAAAGAGCUCAGCCAUGUGCUUCUUUACAGUAACAUAAUCAACGUUAAGGGACAUGGGCAGCUGUGAGGAGGAGGGUUUAUUCUCCAGGUCUUUAACUGUUUUCCAGAACUUCUUGGGGUUAGACCCACAGAGAGAUUAAUGUUAAAAUAAAAUACUACCUGCCCACGCAGCAAAUUAAUAUUGUAGUUACAAUUCAUAUGCUCAGCAAAGUAUAGUUUAGUAAACUCACAUUGGCUUAUAUAACGAGACAGCAUAAACAUUUACAAAUAGAAUUGCUACAUGAAAUGCCUAUCCACUUUUAUAUCCAUUAUAUUUUCUUUACUAUGACAUUGGCAAGCUCAAAACAUAAUGGAUUACGUGCCAAGAAUAGCACAGUGCUUGCUUCUGUUCUAUUCCAAACAGUAACAUUUUUAUACUUGUGUAUGAACAUAUUUACUAUAGGAUUCUUGCGGCAGAGAGGGUGCUGUUAUUUUCACCAUUACUUUCCAUGGAGCAGUGUUGACUAGGAUUAAAAUGAGGGUUGCUAAAUAUAUUGUAUAUGCAAUGAGACAGGUAUUGCUCAAAACGCUUUGAAUUGAAUAUUUGAAGUCUUCAAGCUUUAUUGGUUGGUUUGAGUGGUAAGCAAUGUAUGAGGAAUGUAAAAUAGUCAACUGUUCCAUUCUCUUACAUAAAUACGAUUUAUGUCUCUGCUUGAAGGAAAGAAUUGUUAGAAAUUAAGAUAAUUUUGUUGGAAUGUUUUCUGACUAAGAAUCUCCUUUUUUCACUGUGGUGGGAAAAUACAAAAGUGCACUUGUAUCCCUGAAGUUUGUUUUGAAUGUCUCUGGGUUGAUACUAUAAAAUUAGCCUUGUGUGUCA